Messenger RNA from Schizosaccharomyces octosporus yFS286, 507 nucleotides. Its product is annotated as 40S ribosomal protein S20. Lineage: Eukaryota; Fungi; Ascomycota; Schizosaccharomycetes; Schizosaccharomycetales; Schizosaccharomycetaceae. Gene Ontology annotation, molecular function: structural constituent of ribosome. The record is from RefSeq and is a predicted model, not a curated record. The transcript has a single exon. Gene Ontology annotation, cellular component: cytosolic small ribosomal subunit; ribosome. Gene Ontology annotation, biological process: translation. The coding region runs from base 54 to 410 and encodes 118 amino acids.
CACCACUGAACAUUUUCUUCACAAACCCUCUCGUGGUCACCGCUGUCUACAAGAUGAGUCAAGUCGCCAAAGAUCAAAAGGAACAACAGUUCACCUCUACCGUUCACCGCAUUCGCAUUACCCUUACUUCUCGUCACGUCCGUAACUUGGAGAAGGUUUGCUCUGACUUGGUCAACCGUGCCAAGGACAAGCAAUUGCGUGUUAAGGGUCCCGUUCGUCUUCCCACCAAGACCUUGAAGAUCACCACCCGUAAGACCCCUAACGGUGAAGGUUCCAAGACCUGGGAAACCUAUGAGAUGCGUAUCCAUAAGCGUCUCAUCGAUCUUCACUCUCCUUCUGAGAUUGUUAAGCAAAUCACCUCCAUCCACAUCGAGCCCGGUGUCGAGGUUGAGGUUACCAUUGCCCAGUAAAAAUGUUGUUCCAUUUUGAGCAGGGUUUUUGGUAGUUGGCAAAAAGCCAGCUAUUGCUUCAAUAAAAUCCCAAUUCGAAAACCUUUUUAAGCACAUA